This is a messenger RNA of Chiloscyllium plagiosum (whitespotted bambooshark), 7448 nucleotides long. NCBI's taxonomy places the organism in Eukaryota, Metazoa, Chordata, Chondrichthyes, Orectolobiformes, Hemiscylliidae. The record is from RefSeq and is a predicted model, not a curated record.
AUGAGGUACAUGUACCAUGUCUUAACAAAGAACACGACUGUGACAGACAGCAAUCGUAACCUGCUUGUGGAGACCAUUCGUUCUAUUACAGAAAUCCUCAUUUGGGGAGAUCAAAAUGAUGCCUCUGUUUUUGACUUUUUCUUGGAGAAAAACAUGUUUGUUUUCUUCUUAAAUAUAUUGCGCCAGAGAUCCGGACGCUAUGUUUGUGUACAGCUGCUUCAGACCAUCAAUAUCCUAUUUGAAAAUAUUAGCCAUGAGACCUCUUUGUAUUAUCUGUUGUCUAAUAACCAUGUAAACUCUAUCAUCGUGCACAAGUUUGACUUCUCUGAUGAAGAAAUUAUGGCUUAUUACAUAUCCUUCCUGAAGACACUUUCCCUUAAACUUAACAAUCAGACGGUGCAUUUUUUCUACAAUGAGCACACUAAUGAUUUUGCCCUGUACACUGAGGCCAUUAAGUUUUUCAACCACCCAGAGAGCAUGGUCAGAAUUGCUGUCAGGACAAUCACCCUUAAUGUGUAUAAAGUGUCAUUGGAUAACCAGCUUAUGUUGCACUACAUCAGAGACAAAACAGCAGUUCCCUAUUUCUCUAAUUUGGUUUGGUUCAUUGGAAGUCAUGUGAUUGAGUUGGACAACUGUUUGCAAAGUGACGAAGAGCAUAGAAAUAGAGCCAGAUUGAGUGACCUGGUAGCUGAACAUCUGGAUCACCUGCAUUAUCUGAAUGAUAUCCUGACCAUUAACUGUGAAUUCCUGAAUGAUGUACUGACAGAUCAUCUAUUAAACAGACUUUUUCUGCCAUUAUAUGUGUAUUCAUUGGUGUCUCAAGAACAGUGUGACGAUCAUCCAAAAAUCAGUCGUCAGGCAUCGUUAUAUCUUCUUUCACAGGUGUUUUUAAUUAUACACUACAGACCAUUGGUAAAUGCCUUAGCUGACGUGAUCUUGAAUGGGGACCUUUCGGUGUUCAGUAUUAAUUCAGAGCAGGAUUCUUUGAAGCAUUCACUUUUCCCGACUCCAAUGGCUAGCUCUCCAUCAAUACCAAAGCUGUCUGCAAGCGUUCGAUGUUUCACAAAACCAGUAGAAACAUUGGAGAGAUCACUUGAGAUAAGUCGACACAAGGGCAAAAAGAAACUGCAAAAAAGACCAAACUAUAAGAAUGUGGGUGAAGAGGAUGAAGAGGAGAAGGGAAUAGAAGAAAAGGAAGAUGACACUGAGAAGCUGAAAGGUACAGAGUCUAGUGCAAAGGGCAUCAAGACAAGUGGGGAGACUGAAGAAAUUGAGAUGGUUAUAAUGGAACGAUGCAAGAUUUCAGGCCCCCAGCAAGUAGGCUUGACUGAACAAAAUACAACAGAUGAAGAGAAAACAGCGGCUGCCUCGAGGGUUGAUAAUCCAAAAAGAAGACCAUUCCUAGAUAUGGUGUACAAUGCACUGGAGUGCUCGGAAGAUGAUUAUUAUGCACUUUUUGUGUUAUGCCUUCUUUUUGCAAUGUCUCACAACAAAGGUAUAGACCCAGUUUUGUUGGAAAAAAUCCAAGUUCCUUCAGAACAAGCUGAGGAGAAGAUCUCAUACAGUCACGUACUGGCAGAAAGACUAAUUAAGAUCAUGAACCAAGCAACACACGCUGAUGGGAAAAUACGUUUGGCUACUUUGGAGCUUGCCUGCCUCUUACUUAAACAGCUCGUGCUGUCAGGUGGCAACUGUAUUAUUAAAGAUGUGCAUCUCGCUUGUUACGAGGGGGCGAGGGAAGAAAGUGUCCACUUAUUGCGGCGUUUCUAUAAGGGGGAAGAAAUUUUCCUUGAUAUGUUCGAAGAUGAAUAUCGAGCCAUGAUGAGUAAACCCCUGAAUGUAGAGUACCUGAUGAUGGAUGCAUCUAUAUUGCUACCUCCUACUGGCACCCCUCUAACUGGUAUAGAUUUUGUGAAAAGAUUGCCAUGUGGGGAUGUGGAGAGAACAAGGCGGGCUAUCAGGGUUUUCUUUAUGCUCCGUUCUUUAUCGCUACAACUACAAGGCGAGCCAGAGACACAGCUACCACUGACGAGGGAUGAGGAUCUUAUUAAAACAGAUGAUGUAUUAGAUCUGAACAAUAGUGACUUAAUUGCUUGCACCGUAGUAACUAAAGAUGGCAAUCAGAUGCAUCGAUUCCUGGCUGUAGACAUUUAUCAGAUGAGUUUAGUUGAACCAGACAGCAAACGACUUGGUUGGGGAGUGGUGAAAUUUGCAGGUUUACUUCAGGACAUGCAAGUGAUGGGGGUGGAAGAUGACAGUAGAGCUUUAAAUAUCAUCAUUCAUAAACCUGCAUCCAACCCCCAUGCCAGGCCCUUCCCUAUCCUCCAGGCCACAUUCAUCUUUGCUGAUCACAUCCGCUGCAUCAUCGCAAAACAGCGAUUAGCAAAGGGCCGUAUUCAAGCACGACGCAUGAAGAUGCAAAGAAUAGCAGUACUAUUGGAUCUCCCAGUGGAAACCUCUUCUGAAGUCAUGGGUUUUGGACAUGGGUCACUUGCUGCCCAUCAUCUACCUUUUAGAUUCUAUGACCAGUCUCGCCGUGGUGUCAGUGAUCCGACAGUCCAACGUUCAGUUUUUGCUUCUGUUGAUAAAGUUCCAGGGUUUGCAGUGGCACAGCACAUAAACCAGCAGAGUCCCUCUCCAGCAUCGUCCCCUUCCCCACCCUCUAGUGGCACCAUCACAACAAGCACAGGCUGCAGCGAUACCAUCACUACCAGCGCAGCUUCCACUCCCUCAGCAACUCAGAGCCCCACAGAUGGACCUGACAUCCAAGAGCAGCCCCAUUUGACUCCAGGUGAAGUGGAGUUUGUAAAUGAAGCCCAUUCUUUACCACUUACAACAGAGAGCAGCUCAAGCAGAGAGCAUCUCUCCAGCAGUUCUGAACCUGGAGCAACUAAUCUGGCACCAAGCCUGACUCCAGCCCACCAACCGACCAUAUCCCUCAUUUCCGAUGACAAUGCAGAUGCUUUGAGCACAGAGUCAUUGACUCUUCUGCCGCCUGCUGAUGCGCAGCAAAUCCGGAGUGUGAGCACUUUAACCCAUCCCUCCACUGUAUCCAAUGGGAUAAAAGACAAUGAAGCUGAAGAAAAUGAAGAAUCUGAAGCAACUGUGCCAAUAGCAAGCCAUUUGCAAUGAAUGCAAUGUAACCUUUGAAUCAUCUAGGUUUGUGUUGAGUGAAGCAUGGAAAUUAACCCAGCUGUCUUCACGCAGCUGCACAGAGAAGCUAAAAGAUUUGUGGAACCCCAACAAAGUAGAAUAAUUGCUUGUAAGUUUCUGUAGAUUCUGAAACAGGGAAGCCAUGGUCCUUCAGUUGCUAUGGAGUUACAGCUAAUACUGAGAUAUCUACGUUUUGUACGUUUGUCUUUUACUACUGAAGCCUAGUAAAGUACUGUCACUGACUCAAACUCAGUAGGUAAGAGGAUAGUUCUAUCUGCUUUGUUCAAAUAUGUACAGCCCAGGUCUAUACUUUUUUCCACUCUGCAUUAUAUUAUUCACCUAUUUUGAAUUUUUAUUCAGCUAGAUGAAGUAUUUUAUGAAAUUUAACAUUAGAAACUAAGCUUCAUUUUACCACUUUAUCCCACCUGAACAAUUUUAUUCAUUUAAUUUAAUGAAUUUAGUAGAUUUGAAAAUGAACUAAAAACACACUGGCACUCAUUGUAUCUAGGCACAAAAUAGAUUGACUCUCAAGUUGUAAUUAAUUUUAAAUAGACUUUAAAUGUUUCACUAAUUGCACUUGACAUUUAUCUGCAACACAUUAGUUUUUUAUUGGAAUAUUUAACGAUUUAUAGAAAUAACAAAUUCAGAGAUGAACAUGUUUCAUGAAGUUUAAAAAUUAAAAUAUUUGUCACUGCCACCAACUGGUACAACACUAGCAUUAAUUGUAGGGUAUGUCCAUUGUAGAUGUUCUGUAUAUGCAGGGUGCUUCUGAAGGCCUGAGAAUCUCAGCAUUUUCCAGAGAAUUCUUCCAUUAACUCAUGGACGUGCCAUGAGUUGGUUAGAUUAAUAUUUUUGGACUUCUGCAAGACAGCCAGUUAUGGGUGUAAGUUCACAUACCAUUGUUUCAAGACUACCAGACAUGAUGUAUUUUCUAUUAAUGGAGCAGUAUAUGUUUCAAAAUACAUUAGGUCAUGAAAGUUAUGGGAAGAGGAGGACAACACCAGGUAAAAGGACUGUUAUCUUCCUGCAGAAAAUGAAGAUUAGAGAGUAUUCAUUGUGUGUUGCAUGCUUGCACUUGUCUGAUCAUUGCAGUGGGCACGUGUUGUAUGUUUAGGUUAUCUCUGGCCUCUAAGCUAGAAAAUGGAUGGAGUGAGAGAAGGGACAAACUAAGAAACAUUUGUUGCUUUGACUGAAGCCAUGUACUCCACUAUCGUAGCAGUAGCAUGUGAAAAAUGGGGUUUACAAACACACAGGAAUACUUUGGACUUCUCCAGAAACACAAGUGGAUUUGUGGGGUAAUUAUAAGACCAAUUUCAAGUUUGGAUUGGGUUAUUGUUGAUCCUUGCAGUGAUGUAUGUACUUUGUUUGGCCUCAAAUCCUCCACUGAUUGCCUGACUUGUGCACAAUUUCUCCUGGGACGACUACUGUAUUUAUGUUUUAGCAUGAUUCCAUCUGAGGGAAACAAAUAUCUCCAACUGAUUAUGCGGGGGGGGGGAAGAACUUAUAAAUGCUAGUUACGAUGUUUCUUGGGACUCCGCAUUAGUGCCUGCACUGUUUGAACAGAAACCAAAGCAAGCUGAAAAAUGUACAAGGGGAACAAUUCUCAAUUAUCAUAGACGAACAAUAUGGAAUAAAGUCACCAAAAUGCAAUUACAGUGAGAUAAAUAAUAAAAAUAAGUGAAAUUAUCCAUAGGAUGGAUGGAUGUGCCUGAUUUUUAUCUUGAUCUCUCAUUCUUGCAGAUUAAAUAAAAAAGGAAAUUAUUUCAUAUUUGCAAAAUCUAACUCUGCAAUGUUCUGUGAUUAGUUUUACAAUGUUUGUAAUCUGAUAUGCAGCUACAGUCUAGAAAGUUCAGUGGUCCAGUAUUGACCUUUAUUGGCCAUCUUGCCAAUUGUUGGAAGCUUAUUAAUAUUAUGCAAUAGAUUUAUGAGCAACAUUUUCUCUUUUAUAGACACCAUGGUCAGUUCUGACAUGAAAUAGAUUGUUCCGUUUUAUCUUUUGAAUGUUUUUCUGUGCUGGAAACUGCUAUAUGUUGGAGAUAAUUGUUAUAGAAGCUGAACCCCAAUCCAGUACUGUUCCUUAUAAAAUCCUUUUAUUUAGUCCCUAAUCAAAUAUCUAAGGUAACCAGAUGGUGCCAGUGUUCCCUAACCUAAAAAAGUCAGUAUCUAAUUAACCUCAAAGUAUCAGUACUCACAUCCUCUGGAAUAUAGUACUGUAGUUGCAAUGGGUUGAUUUAAUCACCUUAUAAACAAUGUUCUUAAAAAUAUUAACACCAGAAUUAAAAUAUCCAUGGGUAAUGAUUAUCUUAGAAAAGUCAUUUAACUUUGGCUUUACAUUGAGUCUAUAAAACUUCAGCAAACAAAACCAUGGUUCAAGCUUCCCAAGUUUAUGCUGUACACGUGCAACAAAGAAGUGGUGUAAAGAAUUCCUGCAAAUUUAAAACCCAGACCUUGUCCUUAAUUCUCAAUUAACAUUUGCCACGGAAAUUUUAACCCAAUCUUUAAUUCUACUAUAUGUACAGUGUUAGAACCAGGAAUGUAAUAUCAUUGCCUACAGUACAUCUGACUAACUCAACAGUCUAACUCCAGCAAAUCGCACGAUCACCAUCAACUAUUCCCCAAAAACAAAACUAAGCAAGUCUAUGGAAUGAGCUCCUAUUAUGAGUCACCUACCACAGCACAUUCACAUGACCUUGUUAAUUUCACAAAUCCACACAACAGUAGAGAGACCAGAGAUCCACUUUUACAGUCUGUCCAUCUGGAUCUUGUCAAAACCUCACAAAGAAUUAAUAUGUAUGCUAUUUUUAAUAUUGAAGGCUUCAGAACAAUAUGCAUCUAUAAUAUGAUCAGUGUGAAACUGUGCAGGAAGGAAGGUCACAUAGAUCAAGAUCAAAGUAAAUGUUCAGCCAUAAAAUAAAAUGUCUGUUUCAUAACAUUUGUCACAGAAUAAGACAAAAGGAACUAAAGUCAGAAGGAAAAUAUAAUUUGUCCUUUCACAUUUGUUGCCAUCAGACUAAUACACAAGUUGACGAAUCUGUAGAGUUCAGAAUGCCUAAUGAGUUAUGACUCUAAAAUUACUUUUACCAAUACUGGACCUUUACUAGCAACAGUAUAAAUUACAAAGCUGUUGUCCAAUGUCAAAUUUCUUAUGGAAAGUUUAAUUUGUGAUUUUGGGUGGUAACCAUUGGGAGGUCAUCUGAGGAUGUUGAAUCAAAACAAAAUGCCAGUUCUGAUAAUUUCUGAUAAGAUGACAAAUAUUUUAGUACUGGUGUGAAGUUAUCUUUCUGCUUUUGGGUCAAAUAUUGACAUGGUAUUAUAAGACACACAUCCUGCAGCACGUUAACUCAUAAUAGGAGAUUGGCUAUUUGAAUUUCACCAAUCCUACCAAUUUAGAUUGAUCACAUUAACUAUUUCAUUGAAUCACUUGGAUUCAGCUAAUCAACAGACGUAAUGUUCACAGAAAGAUUUAGCUCAGUGUAGUUGAGUAUAACUUAUUCUGCUCCUGAUCAAAAACAAUGAUGCAUUUUCACCCCAAGGGGAAUGUUGAUGCAUCUUUUUAUUUCCAAGUUAUUUACCAAGCUUGAGGUAUGCAUUGCUUAUUCAUUCAGGCAUCCAUAAGCAGCAUUGUCUUCACAAAAGUUGACAUGUUCUGAAUAUGUAGCAGCCAGUAUGAACUUCAGGAUGAACAUUGGCUGCAUUGAGUAAAACUGUUUAAGAAACAGUGCACAAUAAACAGAAUAUAUUUUGUUUGUUGCAUAACAAAGGAUAGGUUAGUACAAUAUAUGAACUUAGUGUACAGAACACAUUUUCUCAGCCCUCAAUGAGUUUUGUAUAAUAGAUAAAAAAGAAUCAUUGUAAAUAAAACAUUGUGUAGAUUGUUUUUAAAAAAAAGACUUUCUUUUUCAGAUUAAGCAAUACUAAUAUUUACAUUGAUGUUUUCUUUUCUCGUUUAGUUAACAGUGCAGUAUUUCAAUCUAGAGUUUCUUAUGUCAUUACCUUGAUGGGGAUGUGUAAAAAGAAAUUCUAGACCAUGUGUAUAUUGGAAGGUUAGGGUAAUGUUUUAACUAAGUAAUUUGCCAUAUGUGUAUAUGUGAAAAGUUACUCUUUUUUUUAAUUUUCAAAAUGAAGGUUCCUUUCAGAUUCAGGCUUGUGUUUGCACUAUGAGCUCAGGUAGCACAAGCAAGGGUCAUGUGACCUCGAUAAUCCACAAUGCAUGGAGAGAGGCAGAACAGAAAGACGUACAAAUGUAAACUGUUUGUCAUCAAAGCAUUGGCAAUAAAUGUAAGUUUUCUUUUGCA